AUGUACUGUAUGUCUCUAUGGCUCAUUUUUGUUAUUAGCUUGGUUUUUGAUGAUGAGGUGAUAUCCAAAGAACAGUUUGAUAAGUAUCUUCUAGAGAAUCUCCUGCCUCAUGUUAUAAGCCAAUAUACAAGCACCACAAGGGUACAAGAAGUAUCACUUGAUCGGCUCAUCGCUGAUUUCAUUGCCUCAGUUGAGAAAUCAAAGUCUAUAGAAAAGGUUGAUGAGUUUUUAAAACCAUCGGUGACACAGCGGGGAUCCCAGGGUCAAGCAGCCAUCCACAUAAAGAAGAGCACAUUGCAAAGUCUUCUCAACUCUGCUGGAACACCUUAUGCAGCUUCAACACUGAGGGAAAUUUUGACUCCCAUCGAUGGGGCCAGCCCUGAUUUCAGAACAGACUUCACAUCAACUGGACAUAGGGAGCUUUCCGUAAAAAUUCCGAGGAAUGCGGUGCRGGAUGAGCAACUUGGAGUUAUCGAUGGAUGGCUGAGACCUCAAGCAGACAACAAACCAGAUGCAGUAGAGGAUAUCCAAUGCAAAUCCUGUGCAGGUUAUAAAGAAGUGAUCAAAAACCUGAAAUAUGAAAUCAAAGUGCUCAAGAAAAUGAGAAUUGACAGGGAAAAAUCAAUGGAGGAGGAAGUACUGAUAAGUGAAGAGGAAACACAAGAAGAUGAAAGCACAGAUGAGGACAAUCAGAGAAUGGAGGAGAAAAAGAGAAGGGAGGAACAGAGAAGAAAGGAAAAAGAAAGAGGAAAGGAGGAAGAAAGAAAAGAGGAAGAGAGAAGGAAGAAUGAUGAAAGAAGGAAUAGAGAAGAGAGCAGAAAGAGGAAAAAGGGAAGGGAGGAGGAAGAGAGAAGAAAUGAGGAGGAGAGGAGGAAGGAGGAAGAGAGAAGGAAGGAGGAAGAGAAAAGGAAGGAGGAAGAGAAAAGGAAGGAGGAAGAGAGAAGACAGGAGGAAGAGAGAAGACAGGAGGAAGAGAGAAGACAGGAGGAAGAGAGAAGACAGGAGGAAGAGAGAAGACAGGAGGAAGAGAGAGGACAGGAGGAAGAGAAGAAAGAGGGCCAUAACACAAAGGGUGUGAAAAGAAGUAAAAGACAAAUAAAAGCCAAAAAAAUAAAAAAAUAAGUGCAAAAAAAUAAGUACGAGCACAUGAUUUAACUAUGGAUUCCAUAUAUUUUAAACUAUCAAAGCUGAAUUAUCACAGUUAAAAGUUGCAUCUCGAUUCCUUACAUACAUGUAGAAAAUAGCUACAUUGUCAUGUUUGUAUACUAUGAUACCAGAUUGUCAGGAUUAAUAGUAUAUGAAUUCAUAAACACUAACUUUCUGAACAGUUAUAGUUUAUUUCGAUAUCAGAGUAUGCCUAGCAUUAUUCAUUGUGAUAGCCAAURGCAAAUGAACUUUAMAAAUUAUUAUUGUUUACUUAUWGUUAUUGAUGGUUASUUUUGAAAUCAGAAAUGAAUGUCUAGCAUUCUGGUAACAGUGGAMAAGAAUAAACAUCAUGCAAACAGUAAAGCACCWGAAAACUGUUAUUGCAUUAUGCACUUUCCCCUCACAUGAUACAGUUUUCAUUGAAUAGGGURAUUAUGUAUUGAACAUAAUUGUAUUUGUUGUCAUAUUAUACAAUUUUGUUUAUUUGUAUAUACAAUAACAUUUAUAAUUAUGUUGCACUGGAUUGCAGUGAUAAAUAAUAAUACAAUAACAUUUAUAAUUAUGUUGCACUGGAUUGCAGUGAUAAAGAUUCUUCUCGAUUUUAAAAUGAAGCACUAUGCUAAUUUUUAAUGAAUGAUUGUCAAAAAAGUAUUGUACCUAAUGUUUUCAUUUUAUUCACAAUAUAACUAAAAAAGAUGCUUCAGUUGUGCAUUUUGUUGUUUUGUUAUGAUAUUUCAUUUUUAAUCCUGGUUUUU
Exaiptasia diaphana is the source of this 1901-nucleotide messenger RNA. Its product is annotated as trichohyalin. NCBI's taxonomy places the organism in Eukaryota, Metazoa, Cnidaria, Anthozoa, Actiniaria, Aiptasiidae. The coding region runs from base 1 to 1122 and encodes 373 amino acids. The record is from RefSeq and is a predicted model, not a curated record. The transcript is spliced from 4 exons.